This is a messenger RNA of Gallus gallus (chicken), 1523 nucleotides long. RefSeq names its product phosphate cytidylyltransferase 2, ethanolamine (gene PCYT2). Gene Ontology annotation, cellular component: cytoplasm. The record is from RefSeq and is marked validated. NCBI's taxonomy places the organism in Eukaryota, Metazoa, Chordata, Aves, Galliformes, Phasianidae. Gene Ontology annotation, molecular function: ethanolamine-phosphate cytidylyltransferase activity. Gene Ontology annotation, biological process: phosphatidylethanolamine biosynthetic process.
GGCGCGUCCCCGGCGCUCAGAGCCUUUGUCUUUGCAGCUACGAUAUGGUGCACUACGGCCACUCCAACCAGCUGCGCCAGGCGCGGGCCAUGGGCGAUUAUCUGAUCGUGGGAGUGCACACGGACGAGGAGAUCGCCAAGCAUAAGGGCCCCCCCGUCUUCACGCAGGAGGAGAGGUACAAGAUGGUGCAAGCCAUCAAGUGGGUGGAUGAGAUUGCGCCCGGGGCUCCUUAUGUCACCACGCUGGAAACCUUGGACAAAUAUAACUGCGACUUCUGCGUGCACGGCGAUGACAUCACCUUAACGAUAGAUGGCAAGGACACCUACGAGGAAGUGAAGACAGCUGGGCGAUACAGGGAAUGCAAACGCACUCAAGGUGUGUCCACUACCGACCUCGUUGGCCGCAUGCUGCUCAUGACUAAGGCUCACCACAGCAACAUAGAUGAGGACCUAGACUAUCGGAAGCACACUGACAACUUUGGGAAGGGACCAAAGGGUCAUAGUCCUUGGACCGGUGUCUCGCAGUUCCUGCAGACAUCUCAGAAGAUCAUCCAGUUUGCAUCAGGGAAGGAACCACAGCCAGGAGACACUAUCAUCUACGUGGCCGGAGCCUUUGACCUGUUCCAUAUUGGGCAUGUAGAUUUCCUGGAGAAGGUUCACCAGCUGGCAGAGAGACCCUACAUCAUUGCUGGGCUGCACUUUGACCAGGAAGUAAAUCGUUACAAAGGGAAGAACUAUCCCAUCAUGAACAUCCACGAGAGAACGCUCAGUGUCUUGGCUUGCAGGUAUGUCUCAGAAGUGGUGAUUGGAGCCCCCUAUGCUGUCACUGCUGAUCUGCUGGAUCACUUCAAGGUAACUCUUGUGUGUCAUGGGAUGACCGAGGUGGUUCCAGACAAGGAUGGUUCUGAUCCGUAUGAGGAACCGAAGAGACGUGGCAUUUUCCAGCUCGUGGACAGCGGCAGCAACCUCACCACAGAUUUAAUUGUGCAAAGAAUCAUCAAGAACAGGCUGGAGUUUGAAGCCAGGAACCAGAAGAAGGAAGCCAAAGAGCUGGCAGUAUUGGAGGCCAUGAAGAGACUGGAGGAAGAGAAGCAUUAGACCAGCAGGGAGCUGAUGCGUUGCUCACAGAACGCCGCAGCGUCGCCUUCUGGAGGAGCAGGGAGCUCUUCUAGGGAGGACUGAACAGGGACAGCGCUGCCCGUGUGCUCAGGAAGUGCUGUCCUACCCUCUCCUGCACUAAUUAUGCAGACGUAAUGAGUUGGGAUCUUGUUGCCUAGUUCUUCCUCUGUUAAUCAGCCACUGUUCCCUUUCCCAGGAGAAGAUUUGACAAAAGGAAAAAAAAAGAAAACGAAGGUUUUAAUUAUAACUAACGUUUUAACAUGUUGAUGUGCUUUUACUUUCUGCCAUUUCUGGCUUUUAGAAGAUUGGAAAUGGAGCAGCUGCUCGGGCCCCUCCUGCCCCCAUCCACGUCCCGCUGUCCUGCUCAGAGCCUGCAUUUUGGAGCAGCCCUUCAGGCAGCGGUGC